This is a messenger RNA of Porites evermanni, 824 nucleotides long. Lineage: Eukaryota; Metazoa; Cnidaria; Anthozoa; Scleractinia; Poritidae. The record is from the annotation of a GenBank genome assembly.
CCUGAGCCGACCACCGAGCCGACGACUGAGCCGACCACUGAGCCGACGACUGAGCCAAGGCCAAGUGUGUCUUUCAAACAAUUCUUUAAUAUCAGGGGCACCCAGUGGAUCUGUUCCUCAAAAUAUCUGUUCUUCACGGCAAAUUUUUGCUGGCUGGGAAAUUUGGAAAAUUAAUAUGUCCUUGGAAGUUGCCUUGGAAGGAACGUGUUGCUGGGGAAUAGACAAGCCAGGGUGUCUGAGGGGAUUUGUUGUCCAGAAUAGUUCGUAUUUGCUCUUUGUCAUAAAUCUCUUUCCCCCCUCCCAUUGAAGGGGUGAAGUUCGCCCCUAGGCCACACCCAAUUUCUUUCUAUCUAAUCCUCCCCGCCCCACCCCCCACUUACAGCUGCAAAUGUCAUCUGGGUUUUGCGGGAGUUCUCUGUGAAAGACGAGGUAACCAUUAAGAACCCUUCUGUAAUUUCAAUAUUGUAUUACAAAAGGGAUAGCAUUGUUCUUAUCGAGUCGACAACUUUAUUUUUGACAGCUAUUCUUUGUUACCUUAUGUUUUGUUAGUAUGGUAUGUACCUCUUAUUGGCCGAGUUUGAAGCCCAUAUUUAGAAUACACCCCAAGCAUCCAUAAUUUACAUUACAGACCGAGGAACUGAGGCUAAGAAGAUGUUUAUGAAUAUAGCUUCCUGUUUGGUGGAAACUGAAACAAGCAACAAGCAGGCAAACAAGNCUGUGGGAGGGGAUGGAAGAACAGAAACAAAAUAUGCUGCUGCCCGAAACCUGAGCCGACCACCGAGCCGACGACUGAGCCGACCACUGAGCCGACGACUGAGCCAAGG